AUCACAGUGGGCCCCCAGCGCCCACCGGGCAAUCCUCUUCCAGAAGGGAGAGAGAGAGAGGUUGUUAGGGUUUAAGGUAUUUGGUAGUUUGGGUUUCAGGUUCUACGUUUCUCUACUCCGGCAACGGCGAUCCGGCAUCUACACCGACAUCUAGAGGGCUGCAAGUUGCUGGCUGGUAAAGCUGCAAAUGGAAGCGAAAUUCUUUCGGUUCCUCAAAAUUGUGGGAGUUGGGUUCAAAGCGAGAGCCGAAGCAGAAGGCCGCAUGCUGUAUCUGAAAUUGGGUUACAGUCAUGAGGUUGAACUAACUGUCCCACCAGCUGUCCGAGUGUUUUGUUUUAAACCUAACAUAGUCUGUUGUACCGGGAUAGAUCUACAAAGGGUGACUCAGUUUGCUGCCGCUGUUCGUAGUUGUAAACCCCCUGAAGUUUACAAGGGCAAGGGUAUAAUGUACAUCGACGAAGUCAUCAAGAAGAAACAAGGAAAGAAGUCCAAAUAAUGCAUAGGCAGGAAUAGAAAAUGGGGGCCGAUUUGUUGUCUUUUCUUUUCUUUUCUUUUUCUUUCUUUUUCGGGAAGAGAUUAUGUUGUAAUAGAGGUUAGCUGAGGUUUGGAACUCUUGAUCUCAAGAGGUACAAGCUUGAGGUAAUCUUUGCCAGACUUUUUGAAUCAUUUGAGGAAUUUGGUUGGAAUGAAGCUUUUCACAGUUCACUAA
Messenger RNA from Magnolia sinica, 709 nucleotides. Its product is annotated as large ribosomal subunit protein uL6m-like. The transcript has 2 exons. Gene Ontology annotation, molecular function: structural constituent of ribosome; rRNA binding. The record is from RefSeq and is a predicted model, not a curated record. Gene Ontology annotation, cellular component: ribosome. Gene Ontology annotation, biological process: translation. Bases 188 to 496 code for a protein of 102 amino acids. Lineage: Eukaryota; Viridiplantae; Streptophyta; Magnoliopsida; Magnoliales; Magnoliaceae.